Eleginops maclovinus (Patagonian blennie) is the source of this 1485-nucleotide messenger RNA. Its product is annotated as proepiregulin-like. NCBI's taxonomy places the organism in Eukaryota, Metazoa, Chordata, Actinopteri, Perciformes, Eleginopidae. Gene Ontology annotation, molecular function: epidermal growth factor receptor binding; growth factor activity. The coding region runs from base 182 to 640 and encodes 152 amino acids. The record is from RefSeq and is a predicted model, not a curated record. Gene Ontology annotation, biological process: positive regulation of cell population proliferation; positive regulation of mitotic nuclear division; epidermal growth factor receptor signaling pathway. The transcript is spliced from 5 exons.
CCUCACCACGCCCAUACCUCAGGAAUGAGACUUGUUUUUUUUAGCUUGUAUCUGGCAGGAGAAGCAUCGCCUCCCCCGUCUUCCUAAUAAAUUAUUUAGACAAAUCGGAAGCGACUCUAAUCCAGACUGCUCCACACCUGCGUUGCACCGAGCCUGCUGUCAGCGACCUUUCCGCCUGAACAUGGGGAACCCCUCAGCAAUCCUCUCAAUGAUCGGUGUCAUGCUACUCUGGCCGUAUGUUCUCACCAAGAGUGUUUCCUCCAGACGUCAGACGUCAGACAGCACCUCUCUAUCUGCAGGGCAGAGAGAAGAGCGCCCUCAUGUGGUGAAACGGUCAAUCCAGAAUUGCGGCAGCACGUUUGACAGCUACUGCAUGAACCACGGCCAGUGCAUGCUGCUGGUGGACAUGAACGAACACCACUGCAGGUGUGAGGAAGGCUUUUACGGCCCAAGGUGUAGCAAGAUGGAGUUCGUAGUUAAGCCACUAGGAGAAGAGCAGAUAAUUGUCACCGUCUUCUGUGUGGUUUUGCUGAUGAUAGGUCUGGCUGGAUUACUGUACUUCUGCUGCAAAUGGUAUAAGAAAAACAAAUUCCGAAAUCAACAGAAGCGGCAAGGUUACAAAGGAGUCCAGACAGCUUAGAGUAACACACACACACACACAAACACACACACACACACACACACACACACACACACACACACACACACACACACACACACACACACACACACACACACACACACACACACACACCACUUCAUCAAGCCUUCAGAUCUGCAGAGAGAGAUUUAAAACCUGUUUUAGCUUUUGUUUAUAGCUGCAAUUGUUCUAGUGUUACAGCCCCUGCUGCCCUAAUGUUUGAAACAUGAACGCUGAAGCACACAAAGACAGUUUCAGAGGGUGACACUGAUUGUGGGUCAUGGAUAGAUCAUGAAAGAAAUAUGUCUUAACAAAUAUAAGGCCUAAUGCAACAUACAGUCAUUUACAGUGUCUGUGCUUCUAUGGCAACAAAGUAUUAUUAAAACUAUCAUUGCCAUUAACGGUUAAGCUGCAGCAACUUUACACUAGGCUCCAUGUGUUGGCAUUUACUGUGAGAUAUGUUUUCAAUAUAUUUUAGAGCUCAUUGUUGAGGAUCGGUUACAGAUCCUUUAAUUUAGCCAAAGAUAAAAAAUAAAAUAACUUUUUGAUAAUGUUGUUUAAACCAUCUAGCUGCCUCCUUUUUGCUGAUUUACUUUCUACAUUAGAGUUCUUCACAGUUCAUUUAUGCAAUUAUUAGCUCAUAUUUAUUGUUUUUCUGUCUGUUGUUGUCAUGAUGAAUAUGAAAAAAUAUAAAAUAAUAAUUCUAUGUUUUAUUAAAUGAAAUGUGUUUCGUAGGAAAUAAUUUAGAUAAUUUAUUAUAAAGUAUUAAUGUAUAAAAUGGUUUCUUGUCAUGUUUUGGAAGCUCUGUUACCGCUACAAAAAUAAAUGUCUUUGUGUUUCAUUGA